Rangifer tarandus platyrhynchus (Svalbard reindeer) is the source of this 981-nucleotide messenger RNA. The record is from the annotation of a GenBank genome assembly. Lineage: Eukaryota; Metazoa; Chordata; Mammalia; Artiodactyla; Cervidae.
AUGGCCACGAGGCGUUUAACCGACGCUUUCUUGUUGUUGCGGAAUAAUUCCAUCCAAAACCGGCAGCUGUUAGCCGAGCAAGUGAGUAGUCACACCACCUCCAGCCCUCUGCAUUCACGUAGCAUUGCUGCGGAGCUGGAUGAGCUCGCUGAUGAUCGCAUGGCUCUGGUGUCAGGCAUUAGCUUAGACCCAGAAGCCGCAAUUGGUGUGACAAAGCGGUCCCCUCCUAAAUGGGUGGAUGGAGUGGAUGAAAUACAGUAUGAUGUUGGGCGGAUUAAACAGAAGAUGAAGGAGUUAGCGAGCCUUCAUGACCAGCACUUAAACCGACCUACCCUGGAUGACAGCAGUGAGCAGGAGCAUGCCAUCGAGAUAACCACACAGGAGAUCACGCAGCUCUUCCAUAGGUGUCAGCGUGCGGUGCAGGCGCUACCCAGCCGGGCCCGCCGGGCCUGCUCGGAACAGGAGGAGCGGCUCCUCCGAAACGUGGUGGCCUCGCUGGCCCAGGCCCUGCAGGAGCUGUCCACCAGCUUCCGGCACGCACAGUCCGGCUACCUCCGACGCAUGAAGAAUCGAGAGGAAAGAUCCCAGCAUUUUUUUGCUACAUCAGUACCGCUGAUGGACGAUGGCGAGGAUAAUACUCUGUAUGACCGGGGUUUUACAGACGAGCAGCUAGUGCUGGUGGAGCAGAACACGCUGCUGGUGGAGGAGCGGGAGCGGGAGAUCCGCCAGAUCGUGCAGUCCAUCUCCGACCUGAACGAGAUAUUCAGGGACCUGGGAGCCAUGAUCGUAGAACAGGGUACCGUCCUUGAUAGAAUCGACUAUAAUGUUGAGCAGUCCUGUAUCAAAACUGAAGACGGCUUGAAACAGCUCCACAAGGCAGAGCAGUAUCAAAAGAAGAAUCGGAAGAUGCUUGUGAUUUUAAUAUUACUUGUCAUCAUCAUUGUCCUCAUUGUUGUCCUCGUCGGCGUGAAGUCUCACUGA